Messenger RNA from Danio rerio (zebrafish), 549 nucleotides. The record is from RefSeq and is a predicted model, not a curated record. NCBI's taxonomy places the organism in Eukaryota, Metazoa, Chordata, Actinopteri, Cypriniformes, Danionidae.
UCCGGUACGUCUUGAUGACGUAAUUAUCAGCUGCGACAAAGCGCGGUGCUCGAAACCAUUAGGACGUAAACAUGUUUUGAGCAUGUAGACAACACCACGGAAGAUCAACAUGGACGUGAGCCAUUCGAUACGUGAACGCACCAUCGCUGAGAACAGUCUGGUGAUCCUCCUGCAGGGUCUGCAUGGACAGGUGACCACCGUUGACCUGCGAGACGAGAGCACAGCGAGGGGCAGAGUGAUAAAUGUGGACGCUUUCAUGAACAUCCGGCUGGAGAAUGUCCUAUACAGGGACAGACGGGGACGCAAGUCGAGCAUGGAUGAUCUCUUCAUUACUGGCAGAAACGUGCGGUACGUCCACAUCCCUGACCAGAUCAACAUAAUAGAGACAAUAGAGGCGCAGCUCUCCAAAAUACACCGCGUGCGAAACUUCGGAGCGGGCGGUGGACGGAAGGAGUACUCAAAGAAAAAGUAGCUGAUGCUUGCAGUGUGUUUUUGAUGGGAAUGCUCGUUGGUGAAUAGUUUGUUUAUAUUAAAAUGGUUUCUGGGUCA